Messenger RNA from Eleginops maclovinus (Patagonian blennie), 1967 nucleotides. RefSeq lists its product as uncharacterized. Bases 117 to 1220 code for a protein of 367 amino acids. Gene Ontology annotation, molecular function: NAD+ poly-ADP-ribosyltransferase activity; NAD+-protein mono-ADP-ribosyltransferase activity; metal ion binding. The record is from RefSeq and is a predicted model, not a curated record. Gene Ontology annotation, cellular component: nucleus. The transcript has 10 exons. NCBI's taxonomy places the organism in Eukaryota, Metazoa, Chordata, Actinopteri, Perciformes, Eleginopidae.
AUGCAGUAUCAGCAGUCUUGUUAUGAUUUCACUUCAUCAUUACCCUUUUGCAUAACAGCGAGUGGGUGGGGCUGUAGGCUAUAUUUAAGGUGGGAAACGAAAGUGUUGUACAGAGAAUGGCUUCUGCCUAUCAAUCUGAUGAGGAAAAGUCCUCUAUAAUUGAAUCGCACAAAGAAGACUCUUCUGAAGGGGAAUCUGACACCAGUGAGGCGUCUGACAGUGGCGGAGAUUCAGAUGGAGAUGAUUUUCAGUUGAAUUGCAACGGGCCCUGCAAGUAUUACAACAAAGGCCGGUGUCGUGAUGGUGAGCGGUGCCCUUACCAGCACGUCUGCCAGUUUGCCCUGACAGGAAGCUGUCGCUAUGGGUCCAAGUGUAAGCUGAACCACCCCACAGGCAGUGGGGAGUCCUCGGGGGAAAGCAACAGGGCUUCAGGCCGAUCUAGGUCAAGUGGUGAAGAAGAUCCAAAGCUCACUGAUGGUAGAUGCUACCAGUGGCAGCUGAAUGAUGGAAAUGGUUGGAAGGAUGUUGCUAAUGAUCACAUUCUUGAGGCCCAGUACUCUCUGCCUCACAGCAAAAGCAUUAAAAUAUACAACACACCAUACGGGGCAGUGAUUAUAGAUUAUAACCGGAUGAGAGCGCGUGGAAGCGGUCUGAGAGUGAGACGUUUGGAUGAUGGAAACACUGUGUGGAUCUGGUACUGCACUUUAGGUCGAAAGUGGAUCAAGUAUGGAGACAAGGACUCAAAGGGAAAGCCCAGUCCUGUGAAGAACUCGGACAUUGAGAACAAGUUCCAGAGUAACCCAACAAGCUCUUUCACUUUCAACGUUGGUGCUAAAACCUUUGAGAUUAAAUUCAGAGAAAUGCGGCAGGUGACCACAAACAAAAAGAGAAAAGUAACUCGUCGACCACUGUACCAACAGUCCGCAGGAGCAGGAGUUAUUCAAGCAGCGUCACAUUUCCAGAAUCUUUCUUCGGGCUCCAAACCACAGUGGCAGUUUGAGGGAAACAGUGGAGCGUGGCAUGUGUUCAAACACAGGAAUGGAACGUCAACUGAAUGCUCGGUAACCGGUGAUGACAUUGAGAGGAAGUACCAGCUAAACCCCCAAGGCAGCAUGCUCUUCAAUGUGAAGGGACAGCGAUACACACUAGACUUUGCAGCGAUGACCCAAACCAACCUGAAGACGAAACACUCACGCAAGAUCAGACGUGUGCUGGUGUGAAAGUUAAAGGAGGUUUUGAAGACCUCAAGAAGGAAAUCGAGAAAACAAUAGUGCAAUACCAUAUUUAUACAAUCAUUUCAAUGUGAGAUGUGUUUAUUUGGGGUACUUAAAGCAAACUGAAUGGUUGUCUUUUAUUUGCAUGGCAGAACAUUGGCCUCUUUAUGGGGAAUUGUGUUUACUUAAGAAAUUAUUCAGGAUAAGAUAGACUGAUGCCAAAGCAGGUUCUUUUUUAAAGUUUGGAUUGUGCCUUUAAGUAUACCAGCUCACCUAAAUGCUGAUACAAGUUUGACCUCAGAUUAUGUACUUAACAUACUUGCCUUUUGCAGAAUUUUAGAAACAAUGUAUAAAUUCAUACUGCCAUACUAUAACAUGACAUUAUAUAUUUUAGCUUAACAGGAAAAACACUGCUGGAAUUAUAUAUUUCAUGUUUCAUAUUACAAAUCAGUAGUUUCUGCCAUAUCUGUACACACUGCCUGUUAUUACAAUACAAUUGAUUGGUUUGGAUAUAUGUCUAAUGCAAAUUCAAGGUAAAUAAUUCAUAUUACCUUUUUUAAGUGUUUUGCAUAAUGCAAUAUAAAUAUGUAAUUCAUUUUGCUCAAUAGUCACACUCUAUUGGAUCUUAAGGUUUAAUCUACUUCAUACAUAUGCAAUUUCCUUUUGAACCAAUGUGAUACACAUACAUUGCAACAUGUUAAUGUUGUGGAACAAAACUUCAAACUUCUUCAAUAAAUAAUUGAUCUAAUGUAA